CAGGGUUAGCGUCUGAGGUCAGUCGCUUUUCCAUUCCAAACUCCCAGCCCAUCGGUGAGAGGGGAGGAGAUUCCGGUUACACCCCCCUCCUCGCCUCUCUUUUUCUCCUCACCCCAGACACACACCCUGGAGAGCUGCUUUAUAACUCUGUUCCUCCCUGACCCAGGAACUUAAUUUCCCUCUUGAUGUGCUCGCGCUCUCUUUCUCUCUCCCCAAGGUUGUUCACCAAGCCAUCUUCCUUUCCUAGAGAACCUUCUUCCCCUUAGCCUCUGGCCUGCUGGCUCCAAAAGAUCCAGCACUUUGCCAUUUGCCCCUGGGCCUGGAUUUUAUUAUUUUUAUUUUUUUAAAAAAGAAACUGGAAGAGAAGGCAUUGAGUGAAGAGAAGAAGAGGAGGAGCAGGAGGGCGAACCCCACAACUGGAUGAAGUUCGAGGGAAGAGACUGGGAGCCCCACUUGCUGGUGAAACAUGGACCUUUCCCUCUGGACGGCUGCGCUUUAAGUGAUGCUGCUUUUUGGAAGGCCUCGUGUCUGGCUGCUGGUGGCAGAAGGCAGAAUGGACACUGGCGCGUCCUGGACAGGCGAUAAAAUGAGGAGUGUGUGCUGGGGGGUGUAAGAGCGGAGGGGAGGGAAAAAAGAAGAGCUUUCUUUGGUUUCUUGUUAUUUCCCCCUCCUCCCAUCCCUUCACCUUCCUCUCCCCACUCUCUUUCUCUCCCCCCCCCCCAGCCGCAGCCUCCUUGCAAAUGUGAUUGUUUUGUCUAUCACACAAGGCAAAAGUGGAAGACUCUUCCUGGGUUUUGGGGGUGGGGGAACACACACACAAAAAGGAAGGAGGCGCAGCAGUGGCUGGCAGGAGCUCGGUGGGCGGCUGGAUGCCUUUUUGGACUUUCCUCGGGAAGGGCUCGAAGCGAGAGGGCGGCCAGCGACGGCUCGGAGGGGAGCAGCACCUUCGCGACCCCAUGCUGCCUUCACUCAUCCUGUCUCUGCUGUCUCUCCUGGCAGAAGGGGCCAGCCUGCAGCCAAUCAGGAUGAGCCACCUAGGGGUGUGCCCCAACCAGCUGAACCCCAACCUGUGGGUGGAUGCGCAGAGCACCUGCGAGAGGGAGUGCCAGGCCGAUCAGGAUUGCGAAGGCUUUGAGAAAUGCUGCACCAACGUCUGUGGCCUGCGGAGCUGCGUGGCAGCCCGCUAUGCGGACGGAAGCCUCUCCUCGCUGGAGCUGGUGCAAGAGGCCACAUGCGAGAGCUUUGUGUGCACGCAACAGGGCUCGGACUGUGACAUCUGGGACGGGCAGCCCGUCUGCAAGUGCAAGGACAGGUGCGAGAAGGAACCCAACUUCACCUGCGCCUCCGACGGACUCACCUACUACAACAAGUGCUACAUGGACGCCGAGGCCUGCAUCCGGGGCAUCAGCCUGGCCGUGGUGCCGUGCAAGUACAUUUUCACCUGGCCCAACACCAGCCCGGUGCCGAUGGAGACCACGGCUCACCCGACGCCCGGCACAGGCACUGAGCUGCCCAUACCGCCGGCCCUCUACAACAACCCCUUCCACCAGUUGGUCUACGUGGGGGGCACGGUCAGCUUUCACUGCGAUGUGAGUGGGCGGCCGCGCCCUGACAUCACGUGGGAGAAGCAGAGCGACCACCAGGAAAACUUCAUCAUGCGGCCCGACCAGAUGUAUGGCAAUGUGGUUGUGACCAACAUCGGCCAGCUGGUCAUCUACAACGCCCAGCCGGAGGACGCCGGGAUCUACACUUGCACGGCCAGGAACUCCGCCGGCCUCCUGCGGGCGGACUUCCCACUGUCUGUUGUCAAGAGAGAGCACUCCAGAGGGGAGCCGAAGGCAUCCAGCCCUCCUCAGCUCCCGCCCGGCGAGUGCCUGAAGGAGCCUGACAAGCAGGAAUGCGAGGCCUACCAAGUCCGCUGGCAUUUUGACUCCAAGAGAGGCUUGUGCACCACUUUCCGCUAUGGCGGUUGUGGGGCUAACCAGAAUCACUUCGACACCUACGAAGAGUGCCAAGUGGCUUGUGUCAAUAACGCCGUCAACCUCUGCACUCUCCCCAUUGUGCAGGGCCCCUGUAAGAACUGGGAGCCCCGCUGGGCUUACAACCACCUGAUGAAGCAGUGCCACUCUUUCAUCUACGGAGGCUGCGAGGGCAACGAGAACAACUUCGAUGGCAAGGAGAGCUGCGAGGACGUCUGCCCUUUCCCCAAGACGCUGCAGUGCAAAGCCUGCCGUCUGAAGAGCAAGAUGGUGCCCAGCCUCUGCCGCAGCGACUUCGCCAUUGUGGGACGGCUGAUGGAGAUCAUCGAGGACCAGGAUUCUGGCAUUGCCCGCUUUGCCCUGGAUGACAUCCUCAAGGACGAGAAGAUGGGCCUCAAAUUCUUCAACAUCAAGUACCUGGAGGUGACCUUGACAGAUAUGGACUGGAACUGCCCCUGCCCCAACAUGACCACCGAGGACGGGCCCCUCAUCAUCAUGGGCGAGGUGCAGGAAGGCAUGGCAGUCCUCGACCCCAACAGCUAUGUCCGGGCCGCCAAUGAUAAGCGGGUCAAGAAGAUCCACGAACUGCUGGAGAAGAAGACGUGCGAACUUCUCAACCGGUUCCAGGACUAGCAUGGGCGGCAGUGACAGCUGCUGCUUGUCUGUGGCAGAGAAGGGAAGGCAGACGAAGGCUGACGUCUCUUUCCCCAAGAGACUCUGCUCUCCUUUUCUUGUGCUGUGCUGCAGCUAUGCAAGGACUGGGUUGGAGACUGGCAGGACAAAUCUGGCACUCCUGGAAAGCCCAUGAGCCUCCAAGUGGGUGCAGAGGGGCGAAUCCUUAUUCCAUGCCACCUCCACGGACCUGCCUCUCAUUUUUAGAUGUUUUCAGUUAUUAUCACUACUGUUUCAAUGAGCUCCAUUAUUGCUUGUAACUACCUAUUGUCUGUUUUUGUGUGUGAGAGAGAGCUGUAAUUUAUCUGCGCCUGUGACAUCCCUUCAGCCCAGCCUAUGUGGAAUUAAUAAUAAUAAUAACAAAAAGGAAAUCCUGUGUUCCUUCUACACUGGAGGUUGUUCUCUACCAGCCCCUUUCUUUCCUGUUGUAAAAGCAAAUUCUGCUUUUAGCCCAGAGUUACUAGCGAAAAAGGUCAUGAGGACUAGCCUCCCAUCAAAUAAUGGCAAAGGGGAGGGGGAGAAACAGGCUUACUGUAGCCGGAUGCGGGUGGGGAGCAGAGUUUGCAAAAUGUGAGAGGGACCUUCCUAAGGAAGGAAGAACAAUUGCUAAAGGAGAAACAGAAAGUGACAACCACCUGCCCCAAAUGUGGCUGGAUGAGGAAAUUAGAUCCUCUUUGGCUUUGAUUUGCAGUGCUCAUGUGGCUAUUCCACUUUUGGAUUUGUUCUUAAGGCAGGGAUGGGGAAAUUGCCCUCCACAUGGAUGUUGUAGUUCAGCAACAUCAAAGGACUGUUUUAAAGCAAUAUUGUGGGCCUGCAGCAGUGCUGGCCAAAGCAGAAUCGCCUCCCCGUCACAAGCAAUCCUAUGCAGAGCCACACUUAUUUGCACAAUCAGUUUGGGGUUAUUUUGCUGUGUGCAGCAAUGGACAGAAAAACAACCACUUAAAAGUCUGCAUGAACCCUUUCUAGUUCUACUGUGGGAGGAAAAAUGCUUCUGAUGACUGCCUGAUGCUGGAAGCUCAAGAGUGGAGACUCCUGUUUGAGUCUCCCUGCCUGGGCAACUGUCAGAACAGGAUACUGGACUAGGUGGGUCAUUUGCCUGAUCCAAUAGACUCUUAUAUUCAGAGAUGGAUUCUGGAUCAAAUUGAUUUUAUCUUCUCAGGUUACGUAUUGCAAGGUUUACUCCUUUGUUAUGGAAGCUGCUUUGAACAUUAUUAUAACAGAAAAGUGGGGGUACAACUAUUUAAUCUAAA
Molecule: messenger RNA, 3901 nt
Organism: Podarcis muralis (Common wall lizard)
Lineage: Eukaryota; Metazoa; Chordata; Lepidosauria; Squamata; Lacertidae
Gene: WFIKKN1
Product: WAP, follistatin/kazal, immunoglobulin, kunitz and netrin domain containing 1
Biological process (GO): transforming growth factor beta receptor signaling pathway
Cellular component (GO): extracellular region
Molecular function (GO): receptor antagonist activity; serine-type endopeptidase inhibitor activity; transforming growth factor beta binding
Source: RefSeq, a predicted model, not a curated record